Messenger RNA from Caretta caretta (loggerhead turtle), 651 nucleotides. RefSeq names its product uroplakin 2 (gene UPK2). NCBI's taxonomy places the organism in Eukaryota, Metazoa, Chordata, Testudines, Cheloniidae. The record is from RefSeq and is a predicted model, not a curated record.
AUGGAGGCAGCAGGAGCCAGGGGCACUGGAGUAGGCAGCGACAGCCAGGAGUAUGUGAGUGGUGGUGACCUUGGGGCCGGAGCCCGCCACUGUACAGCCAGGGAACAGAGCCUGAAGCCCCACGGCUGGAGCCUACCACCCGCCACUCAAGGUCUGAAGUUUGACCCCAUCAGCCCUGUGCUUUCAGAUUUCAACAUCUCCAGCUUUUCCAGUGUGCUCUUUCCAGCAUUUGCUGAGAGCUUCUUGAUGGCAGUGCCCCUGUGCCAGUUCACUGGGGCACAUGCCAGCAUCCAUAUCACACAUCUCAAUGGAACCACAGAUAUCAGGCACUUCACUGUGCCCCCAUGCUGCGGCAGGCAUGACCUGGUCAACCUAAUGGACAGCAAUGGUGGGUUCACAUUGACAAGACUGGAUGCUUAUCAGGUCACAAACCUAGUCCUCACCGGCUCUUUGGCUCUUAGCAUUUCUUACUCCACCCCCAAAAAGGACCCUUCUAGAUCCACAAGCAACAUGGUCACCAUGGUCACUCUGGAGCGAGUGGAUUACAGGAACACAGCUGUGGACAUCUCAUGCAGUGGGGUCAUGGUGGUGAUCACGGUUCUGCUCUCCGCAGGCCUCAUUGCUGUGCUGGCAAUCACAGGCCGCAAGUGA